Messenger RNA from Rodentolepis nana, 1914 nucleotides. NCBI's taxonomy places the organism in Eukaryota, Metazoa, Platyhelminthes, Cestoda, Cyclophyllidea, Hymenolepididae. The record is from the annotation of a GenBank genome assembly.
ACAAUAGUUGAAAAAUCGGAAUUUGUGGUUGAAAAAGGAGCCAACCCCUCGGUGGCAGAAAGUAAUCAUUCUGAAAUCAUCGCCUCCGCUCCAGUUAGUGUUUCCGUUGAAGGCGGUAAUUUGAAGAGAUCCGUGACGCCUGGGGAAACUGAAAGGGCUAUCGUUGAUGAAACCAAGGGAAGUUUGUUAGAAGAGGAAGAAGUCCUUGUAGCAUCCACGCAGAAUCCUGCCAACUCUAGCUUCGCGAGUGAUCGUGAUGGAGAUGUUGACCCGACUCCUAGUCCUGAUGAUGGGGCUAAUGAGGAAACAAUUCCUAUUACCACGGAAGUUAGCUCCGAGGAUUAUGAAGGUGUCGAAUCUGGUGGUGGCCUUCAAGCUUAUAUUGGCCAAGGAUUGCUUGGAGUGCCCGAGCACGGCAUUGUAGAGACUGAACCAGUAUUGUUGGAUGGGAUUUGGAUUGGACAAGUUAUUAUCGAAGAUGAUUUAUUCUGUUUGGAUGCGAAUCCAAAUUUGUGGAGACUUCGCAUGACCAUCCCCUCCAAUAUGAUAGGCCGAUUUUGUGGAACAAACGGCAUACACGUUAAGAACCUGAAGGCACGGUACCAAGCAAAGGUUCUUGUGCACUCGACCGAUCCCAAUGACACUACUGCGUUAUUGGAAGUAUCUUGUCCUCCGGAAUUCAAGGUGGAGGUUUUAAGAUGGAUUUCAUUCCGAACGAGGAGUCCGCAUUCUAUCACCAAAAUCGACGAUGCAACUAAACUUCUGCGCAAGCUUCCUUUUGGUGAACUAACGCUUGUCUAUGUUCGGUCGUGGUAUUCUCAGAAGCACCUAUUCGUCACGAUUGUGGAUAGUGUUUACGAGGAGUUUCUGAGGAUGGAAGCAGAGAUGAAUGCUGAUUAUGCUAACAUUGGGACACGAGUAUUGCUUUCCGAUCCAAUAUUUGUGAAUAAGAUAGCUGUUCUGAGAACUGCCACCACCUGGUCAAGAGUAUGCAUACUAGAUGUUGUGGACGGCAGCACCAGAUGCGCAAUUUGCUUUCUUCUCGACCAUGGCGUAUUUGUCGUUGUUCGCAUGGGCGAAUUGGUUAAAAUAAAGGAGCCGUAUAUGCAAAUUCCAUUCCAGGCAGUUUCGGUUGUGUGGGCCCAUGCUCAACCUAAUAUUGUUGCUAAACCAGAUGAUUUAUUGUUGCAAAGAUAUUUCAGCAAUGACAGUCUCUAUGUCUUUCCUGUUAGAAAUGAGACUUGUUGUCGUUCGGACGUGAUCUUUUUUAAUAGAAUUAAGGACACGAAGCAUGAUUCCCAAUAUUUAUAUCAAGAUAUUCUCGUCCAGGCUGUGAAUGAGGGCUAUUAUCGCUUUGCUGGAAAGUUAAUUUACCUUGAUGAGCAGUUUGAGCUGAAUGGAAGCGAAAGUGCCUACUAUUUCUGCCCCUACUCGGAUGUGUACGAGGCUUUGGUGUUUUAUCGAAUGUCCAAUGGUGAAAUUGUUAGGGCAUUGGAUGCCCCGAUGCCUAGACCCGUACCUAAACCCAUGCCUCAGACUGAGAACCAGCAACAACACCAACAAGGUCAGCCCGAGGACAUGCAGGAACAACAAAGGCAGUCACCUAUUCAGCACCAGAGUAAUAACCGAACUCCGAACGGUGACGCAGUGUCAACAGCGAAUGGAGAUGGGAAUAAUAGUCAUAACGCCCAAAACAGUGGUAACCGCGGCCGGGGACGGGGCAAGUAUGUUCCUAACGGCGCCUAUCGUCCAAAUCGCCAGAGUAAUACCCGAACUCCGAACGGUGACGCAGUGUCAACAGCGAAUGGAGAUGGGAAUAAUAGUCAUAACGCCCAAAACAGUGGUAACCGCGGCCGGGGACGGGGCAAGUAUGUUCCUAACGGCGCCUAUCGUCCAAAUCGCGGACGCCGAUGA